CAGGCAUGGAAAUCUUCACAAACAACAAUAAAUUUUUCGAACAGCUUGAGACCAAACAGAAAUUAGAAGAAAUUGAAAGUCAGAAGGCUAUUAAUCUCGCCGAAAUUGAAAGUCAGAAUGCUAUUGAUCUCGCCGAAAUCGAACGUAUAAAGAAUUUACUAAAGAAAAUACAAGAAUACAGAAACGCAAUUUGGAAGAUAGUGAAAGAGGAUGAAAACGCAGUUUACGAAUCGGAAGAAAGUGAUUUGGAUAAAGAUGACGAAAUUAGGAGUCUCGCACAGGAAGAAGUAGAAAUUCGCAAUAAAUUGCUUGGUAUCUUAGUUGAAUACCAAAAUAAAGAUAAAGAAUCAGGAGAGGAUUACAUGACUUCA
Messenger RNA from Acaulospora colombiana, 371 nucleotides. The record is from the annotation of a GenBank genome assembly. Lineage: Eukaryota; Fungi; Glomeromycota; Glomeromycetes; Diversisporales; Acaulosporaceae.